UUCUCCCCAUUUUAUAGAGAGGAGGAGGAAACCAGUCUCAGGUCUUUCAGUUCCAAGUUGCUGUCAGGAUGGAGAAGAUCAUCUUCUGCUUUCUUAUUCUCACAAGUUCCUGUUGUUGGGGUGAAAAAUAUGUCUUUGUUGACAGUCCCCCCAAAAGGUGGGCGGAUGCAAAGGAUUACUGCCAGGAAAACUAUGCCAACAUUGUAUCCCUCACCAGUGCAGAAAAAGAGCGGGUGUUCAAAGAAUAUGUGAAUAAAAACGGACCAAGGGAAGGAUGGAUCGGGAUGUACUGGCAUCCAAACAGGAGAAAUUGGAAAUGGUGGAGAGGUGGCAAUGUCACCUACCACGGAGUUGUGAACUCUGGUGAAUGGGAUACGGCUAAAAAUGUCUACUGGAAACAUGAUGGAUGGCACUGGAAGGAUGGGACUGAUACUAAGAGUUUCUUCUGCCUGAACAUGAUUGUGGUCCAGGAAAGGAAGACCUGGGAGGAUGCUCUGGAGCACUGCAGAAAGAAUGAUGGCGACCUCAUCAGCCUGCUCUCUGAGGUAGAGAACUAUAUAUCUAAGAUAAAGAUCGAGGAUUCAGCCUUGACUCAUCAGGUGUGGAUCGGCAUGCGUUACCUUGGAGACAGCUGGAUGUGGGUGAACGGAGACCCUGUGCUGUACACGGCCUCAACAACAAAAGGGGAUCGGGACUACCAGUGUCCGAGGCUGAGGCGCUGCGGCGCUUUGACCAAAGAGGGGAAGUGGGAGAGCAGGGACUGUGAGGAGAAACUCAACUUCAUCUGUGCCUGAGUUUGACCAAGGAUCAAGUCUCUGAUUGGAUACAUCCACAAUAUAUCAUGUCAUAUUCUUGAGUCAUAUUUUAUCAUUAUAUCAAUUUUUUCUCCAUAUCUAUCAAUUUGCUUAUUAUACAACCUCAGUAGACCAAUGCCUCCUUAAAUAUCAAUGAGGUGGUUUAAUCUAAUAGUUUGACUGUGUGGGCUCCCUGUAACCUAAUUAAUGAGUGUUGUUCUUACACUGUGGUGAUUAUAAUAGGUCUGAUUAUGGGAUAGAAAAUGUAUCAAACACUGAAGAAACCCAUUUAAAAUGAGGUUCCUAGCUUGCUUUACUCUAAUAAUCUGUUUUAAUGUGUGCUGUUUAUUAUCUGAAUAAAAUCAUUAGUGGAUCAGA
Molecule: messenger RNA, 1172 nt
Organism: Cyprinodon tularosa
Lineage: Eukaryota; Metazoa; Chordata; Actinopteri; Cyprinodontiformes; Cyprinodontidae
Product: secretory phospholipase A2 receptor-like
Exons: 1
Coding region: 69-794 (241 amino acids)
Source: RefSeq, a predicted model, not a curated record